AUGGAUUCACUAAUGGAAAUGGGCUGGGUUAGUAGACAGCGAGCGCUGGUGGAUGCGCGGGUGCAGCGGGGGGCGCAGGGACACUCGGCGCUCCCGGCGGGAAGGGCGGCCCAGGCCCUGCUCCGCCCCCGCUGGCCCGCAGGGGGCGCACGGCUGCCUCGGCCGCUCUCAGCGCCCGCCCCGCUGGGCCCGGGGAUCCGGGGCGGCUGCGGGGGCCGCGACCGCUCUCCUGCGGCGGGGAUGGCGGCGGAGGACGAGGCGGAGCUGAGCCUGCUGGAGUGCCGGGUGUGCUUCGAGCCGUACGGCCCCGACGGGCAGCGGCGGCCGCUCAACCUGCCCUGCGGGCACGUCCUCUGCCGGGGCUGCGUGGGGGCCCUGGCCGGCGCCGAGCGCCAGAGGCUGGAGUGUCCCUUCUGCCGGCGGCUCUGCGGCCCCGCCGAGACCAGCGACUGCCGCCCGCUGCUGCAGCUGCUGGAGCUCCUGGGCCCCGCCGGCGGCGGCCUCGCCUCGGCCCUGGGCAGGAGCGGCGGAGGGGCGGCGGCGGCGGCCCCCGGGGGGCUCGGGCUGCGGCUGUGCCUGGGGGGCUGGGGGUCGCUGGUGAACCCCACCGGGGUGGCGGCCUGCCCCGGCUCGGGCGGCCUGGCGGUGGCACACGACGGCAAGAAGAGAAUCCACGUCUUCGGGCCGAGCGGGUUCUGCCUGCGGCGGUUCGGGGAGCGGGGGGACGCCAGCAACGACAUCAAGUAUCCGCUCGAUGUGACGGUCACGUCGGACGGGCACGUGGUGGUCACCGACGGCGGGGACCGCUCCGUGAAGGCCUUCGAUUUUGACGGAAGGGGCGUCCUGGCUGUCCGGGAAGGCUUCUGUUUGCCCUGGGGCUUGGAUGCCACCGCCAAGAGCGAAGUAAUCCUGACCGACUCGGAGGCUGGCGCGCUCUACCGCUUGGCGGCCGAUUUCCAAAGGGGGGAAUUAAAGAAGUGUCAGAUGAUCCGGUCCCGGCUUGUCAGCCCCAGAGCGGUGGCUGUCUGCCAGACCUCGGGUGCUGUCGUGGUAAUAGAGCACCUGAAAGCUCGAGGACCGAGCAAGGGCAGUACCCGAGUGACGAUAUUCAGUGCGGAGAUGGAUCUCAUCGGCCAGAUGGACAGCUUCGGUCUGAACCUCGUUUUCCCCUCCAGAAUAUAUGCUACGGCUGUGGCCUUUGACAAAGAAGGUCGUGUUAUAGUAACGGAUGUUUGUAGCCAGGCUGUCAUAUGCUUAGGGAAACCCGAGGAAUUCCCCAUCUUUAACCCUCUAAUUAGCCACGGGCUUUCUUAUCCUGUCGGACUGACUUACACGGCAAACAAUUCCCUCGUCGUUUUAGACAGCGGUGAUCAUUCAGUGAAAGUAUACAGCUCUACCUGAGUGGGCUUAGAUGCUUCCUGCUGCAGGCUCAAGCUGCUUCUGGCCAUAAAGCAUGUGGCGUUCUGGAGUUUGUAGGAGUGGAGGGAGGAGGUGGUUUUGGGGGCUUUGAGUGAAAUCACCCUCUGACCAACACGCCGUGCUUCCUGCAAAACUUGUAUCGCGUCUCUUGCCUACCUGUGGGAGAGGACCUGGCUGUUGCUGCCUGUAGCCAACAACAAAUCUACCAAACAAAUCACUUAGCAUUUUAAAACUAUUCCAUGCCUUGACAACCAAGUGGUUUUGGUUCUUUUUGACACGUAAUCAAAGACCAGCACGUGUGAAAGUAAUGCACCUUUAUUUACAUUUCCCAGCACAUAGUUAUCACUAUUCUUAAUUAAGUAUAGAUACACUCCUGACAGAACUGUUUCCAGGAAUUGUGCACAAGGAAGGAGAUUGCCUUGACAGAAUGAUAGGAGAAUUGUAAGCCUCCAUUCAAGGUAGCAUAAAUCCAGCUAAAAUCAUUGUGAUGGAGGAGCUACCACUGAUGAGUGAGUUGUGAGAAGUGAAAUCAUGUUCAAAGUCUAAUUUUUCUAGGAAAAUGCAUUUCUGGGGACACUCUUUUCUCUGCUAUUUAUUCCCACCAUUAUUAAGGUUGUACUGGAGCACUUUGUCUUCCUUGAAAAUGCCCAAGUCUGUGUUUUUACCUUGAGAUAAUCUGGUGUGUGGUUCAACAGCCUGAGCUGCUUUGCCUAAAAGCCUCUUGGAAGUAUUCACAUUUAGACCACAAAUACUCCUGCAUAUGUAAGUUUGAGUUGGCUCUGCUGCUAACAUGGCUACAUGUAGGAGGUUUUCAGCACUACCUGCCCCUGUUUUGUCAUUAAUAUGGUGCUUUUGCACCCCCAAAACCCCAGAAUUCAACUGCAAAUUGAAACGUUACUGAGAGGUAAGCCUCAUAUUUUUUUGUAGCUUCCAAAUGAGAUUUUGUUGAUUGUGAACAUACAGGAGAUUUGGAUCAGUUUAUAUUCUCUUGUUUUACUGACAGUGAUAUUAUAUACUCAUUUAUAUUCUCACAGUUUUACUUUGGACACAAGUCCUUUUGCCUUUUUGCAUAGUGGAAAUUAUGGUGUAUAUGACUUAUUUUGAGAAGGAUUUAAUACCCCCACUGGAAGUCACUGCUGCAUUUUUAGGCAUUUACAUUCUGCUAAAAUGAUUACUUAGAUGGUUCUGCAUUAAAAUGAAGUUAGAUAUAAAUGUAAAUGCUAUCUGAGGUAGAAAUGAGUAGAUUAAAAUCGCAUUAAACUUUUAGGGUAAUUUCUUUUUUUUUAGUAAUUGAAAUAAUUAAUAUCAACUAAUGUAAUUUUAAAUUCACAGGCAAUCUAUCAGUAAAUUUUUUAUCUGGCUUUUGGUCUGACUUUAGGGCAUUUAAUAACUGUGUGCUGUGUUACAGCCCCAGUGAUUUACCAAAUACUUGCAUUAAAUUGGAGCAGUUUAGCCCUCUAAUUCAGCCAAUGUGUUAAUAUGUCUCAUGUCAACAUUUGUAUAAACAAAACAAAUCUAUUAAUUGCGGCUAUUUGUAAAGGUUAACUGAACAGUGACCUGCCAAUAAAGUGUGAUUUGCUUACUUCUAUAUUUUAAUAAUUUAGUGAUAAUUCCUCAUUUUUUUUUCAUCACGUGUUUCCUUGUUACAACACCAUUUCUGUAUUGCAGUUGCCCUGUAGAUGGUUUUUUCUUCGGUUUGGUGAUGCCCUGCAGAAGUUGCAGAAGGGCCAUUUUUUGCUAUUGAAAAUUGUAUGGAUGUGCACAGUUGGUAUUUUUCAGCCUUCUCUACUGCCUGGCCAGACAGCAAGUGCCUUUGGAAAAACCUGAAAUCCUCCUUGGCUGUUCUGCAGUAUGAGCUGUAUGGGCCUGACCAGGAGCCCACUUGGGAGGUCAGGAAGGAAAUUUGCUCAGAGAAGGAGACCCCUGGAUUAUAUAUUCCUUUCUAGAUGCCAAGGAGAUGCCUGCCUUUGAUAGAACCAAUUAGAUAACACUUCCUUUGGGAGACUGCUGUGUGUCAAAAUACAUGCAAUGCCAUCAAUGCUGUAUUCAUACAUAAUUAAUACUUUGUCACGGUAACACUUCCUCUGAAACAUGGGCUGUGAGCUUUCAUCUUCUCAAACCUUUGUGUGCACCAGGAGCUUGUUUUUGCUGCUGAAUUCAUGGAUGGGAAAAUUUCCUAGGACCUACUGCCAUGUAGGCAACUUUCCAGCACCUGAAAUGCUGAUUUUUAAACAUUUGACUCAUACUGUUUUAAAAUCUACAAAAACUCCCAUUGUUGCCCAUUCUGUUUCUGACUUCUUUGGUAACUAGAAAUCACUUGAUUUUUGAGUUUUUAAGCAAAAUAAAAUUUGGGACUUUAUUCUACCUAAUAUAAUGGGUUUUUUUUUUCUUUACGCCCUCUCCUGCAGUCUCUGCUUUACCUGCCUACUGAAAGCAAACUUCUGUGAACAAUGCAGCUGUUUUCUUUUUACUCUACAGCUUGGUGCUUAGUGUUGUACAACACUGCAUCGAAGGAACCAUUAUAUUCUGCCUUAAUUAAUUUGAUGCAGGUGCCUAAAUUGAGCAGCCAUAAUGAACUGUAUCAAACCAAAUAUUAAAAUUUUGAGUUCUUUGGUGCUUAAGGGAAAAUGCAGCAGUAAAGCUGAAAUCUUUCUUUUGACACAAAAUCUUGUGUUCUGAGAGAGGGAUGGCAAAUACAGAAGGGCCCAUGCUUGAACUGAUUCCUUAGGUUUGGGGACUGAGUGGUUGUGCUUGGAAUGGGGAUAGCUAGAUGCAUGCUUACCUUUAGAAAAGAGUGAUGGCCAUUCAGUUUAGAAAGGAACAUAGGACUGUGUCUACAUGCUUCAGUGGCAAUUAGUGUUGAGUUUAUUUUUUUAAAAAUCCAUCACCUUUGCAUAACUUUCUGCACCUCGUGCUCUAGCCAUUGGAUUAAAACCAA
Molecule: messenger RNA, 4357 nt
Organism: Motacilla alba alba
Lineage: Eukaryota; Metazoa; Chordata; Aves; Passeriformes; Motacillidae
Gene: NHLRC1
Product: NHL repeat containing E3 ubiquitin protein ligase 1
Exons: 2
Coding region: 1-1401 (466 amino acids)
Biological process (GO): negative regulation of translation; protein polyubiquitination; proteasome-mediated ubiquitin-dependent protein catabolic process
Molecular function (GO): ubiquitin protein ligase activity; protein binding; translation repressor activity
Source: RefSeq, a predicted model, not a curated record